Molecule: messenger RNA, 1150 nt
Organism: Vespula vulgaris
Lineage: Eukaryota; Metazoa; Arthropoda; Insecta; Hymenoptera; Vespidae
Product: alpha-tocopherol transfer protein-like
Exons: 6
Coding region: 151-990 (279 amino acids)
Cellular component (GO): membrane
Molecular function (GO): phosphatidylinositol bisphosphate binding
Source: RefSeq, a predicted model, not a curated record
UACGACAAUACGAAUCACGAUGCCUUCUGAUCUUUCAACCGAUGAUCGACGAUGAAUCAAGCUUCGUCAAUGUUAAACGACGUUCCCGGCGAUGGUAAAGAAGAAAUAGAUGAUCAUUUUUUUGCCACCACUUUGUGCCUGUAACAAAGAAUGAAACUCGGACAUACGAUCGAGGAUUCAAGAAAAAAGUAUCCCGAACUUACGGAAGAACUUUUGGGAAAGUUGAAAGAAUGGAUUCAACAACGCAAUCUUCCUAAUGUUCCACAAGAACAAUUGGCAAUCUUUGCACAGAGUUGCUAUUUUCAAACGGAUGCUACAUUACGAUGCAUGGAAACUUAUUACAGAAUAAGAACAAACAGUCCGGAGUUCUUUAACAAUCGUGAUAUUAAAUUAGAGAACUUGCAAUUUUCCUUGAAAGUACUAGAAUUUGUAAAGCUACCUGUACCGGAUCCCAAUGGAUAUAGUAUCAUUUUUCAUCGAUUAGCAGAUACUAGAGCAAGUAAAUAUUUCUUGAACGAUGCUAUGAAAUUAAUGAUGAUGACUGUGGAUGGGAAUCUUUACAACGAUGGCUGUUCUCCCGGUUAUGUUUUUCUUCUCGACAUGGCCGGUGUAAAUAUAGCCCAUUUAACUAGAAUUUCCAUCGGCAGUAUUCGAAAAUUUAUUGAAUACGUACAAGAAGGAAUGCCGGUUAGAUUGAAAGCGAUUCACAUCAUAAACGUAGUCGGUUUCAUGGAUAAAAUUCUCUCGAUCGUAAAGCCAUUUAUGAAUAAAGAAAUUCUUGAAUUGUUACACUUACAUACUGGCGAAGUAUCGGAAAUUUACAAACAUAUACCUCCCAAGUGUCUCCCAAAAGAUUAUGGAGGAGAAUUAGACUGCAUUGAAGCACUUCAUGAAGAACAUACACGUAAACUGGAACAAUUAAGAGACUAUUUCCUUGAGGAAGAGACUAUUCGUCAAAACUAUAAUACCUCGAAAACGAAAGAGCAAUAAAUAAUAAUGUUAUAACGGGUUAAUAAUAAUAAAGAAAUUUGAAAAAAAAGAAAAAAGAAAGAAUAUCACGCAAAAAGUUUUAUCAUCAGAUGAAGACAAUUGUUUGUGAGAUUAGUACGAUAUAAAGAGGGUAAAAGAUAAAUAUACACAAUUAUAUAUA